CUACGAAAAAGCCAGGACUACAGACAAAGUAUGAGUGAUCAUGGUGCAGAAAGAGCAUUUGCUGCAUUAGUUGAAAAUUUGUCACCAAACUCGGCGAACUUGGAGAGAGUAAUGCAUUUCAUUGGAGAUGUGUGUGCAGAUCAGGACUGGGCGUUACUCAAGAACCUUAGCGAGACAAUGGAGGAACUGGUUCAAUUUUCUCCGCUACGUACAAAGUCGAAGCCAUCUGUUUGUCAUGUGACUAUUCCAGAUAUUGAGAUCAGUGUUAGAUGCCAAGUUCCGGAUGAUAUGCUCCGCUCAGGUUGGGAACCAUUAGGGGUUUGUGGAGAUGGGAAUUGUCUGUUUCGGUCAGUGUCAGUAUCUAUAAGUGAUAACCAGUCUGAGUCUCUACAUCAAUGGUUAAAACUCUGGUGUAUCGUCCAUGGCUGUGUAAAUGAGCACUUUUACAUCAAGCAGUUUCUUGCCGAUGCAGAUCGCGUUGAUGGCUUUCUGUCAUUAAUAACAGAUGAUGAUGUAUAUGGCGGUUUGAAAGAUAACAUGACUAUGAAUGAUAGAGUUAGUUAUGUUUAUAUGCGUGAGAUAAUGAAAACCUCUGUGGAUGGUCGUUACUCUGGAUAUCUCCAAAUUGUGCUUUUGGCUGGCUUACUUAAAACCACCAUUUGCCAGCAUUGCUCUGCGCCAGGAUAUGAACUCUAUAACACAGAGAUAUGUCCUCCAAAUGGGUCGACCGAAUCAAUUCAUCUGCUCUGGUGCCAGCUAUCUGGUGGAACGAUUAAUCACAUUGUUCCGAUGUUGAGAUGUGAAACUGACGAACAUAUAAAUACCUUUUCCGAGAAUUUUAAAACAGCUUGUGCAGCGACAAUGAAAUGCCAAUUCGCACAUAACCUAGACAGUGCUGCUGACGAGAGAUGGAUUUUGUGUGAACAGUGCUUGUUCUGGUAUCAUGAAAGCUGUGUAUACCAUAUUACAAAGAGGAGUUUGCCAGCACAUUGGUUCUGCGGUUGUAUGAAACAACCAGAAUGUAUUUGGGCUAACGAUUUUGAUGAACCAACGAAGCUUCGACGAUUCUUUGUUCGUUCCUCUAAUUCCGAAUUGAAGUUGUUCUUGCGUAGUCUGGCGAAAAAAGAGGUGAAGAGUAGGAGAGUGACAUUAUUUAUUCAAAGUUUGGCUGGUAAUACGAAUGCUGAUAAUCUUUUGAAACAAAAUACUGGUUUGGGAAUAUUUAGAGAUGUAAAUACCAAAGAUUAUGUAAAGAGAUUUGUUAAAACAAGUAUCGAAAAUGAUGACAAUAUGCUUCUGGAGGAAAUUAUUCUCCUGGAACAGCGCGAGCAGUAUAUUUUUGAAGUGUGUGUACCAGAGGUUGUUAUUUGGAUCAUGGCUAAAGCCGGAAAUAUAAGCAGAGCAUUGGCGGAAAGGUUUUUUUUUGAAUACUUCUCACACAAUAAAAUUGAUUGA
This is a messenger RNA of Dendronephthya gigantea, 1455 nucleotides long. RefSeq lists its product as uncharacterized. The record is from RefSeq and is a predicted model, not a curated record. The transcript has 10 exons. Bases 31 to 1455 code for a protein of 474 amino acids. NCBI's taxonomy places the organism in Eukaryota, Metazoa, Cnidaria, Anthozoa, Malacalcyonacea, Nephtheidae.